Molecule: messenger RNA, 1807 nt
Organism: Cuscuta campestris
Lineage: Eukaryota; Viridiplantae; Streptophyta; Magnoliopsida; Solanales; Convolvulaceae
Source: the annotation of a GenBank genome assembly
AAAUAAUUCAUGAAAAAUGAAGAAAAAAAUUUGGACAAGAAAAGGGUGUAGAGUGUCAAAUUGUCACUCCCUAGUCUCACUGGUAUAAAUAAUGCAGUGCUUUACUCUCUCAUCAGUGUAUCCUCCCUCUACCGGCCAAACAACACCCUCUCCCAAACAUGGCAUCAAGGUUCAACAUCCACCCUACCUCCGUCCUUUCUCCGGCCGCCGCCGCCGCUUCGCCCCUUGCAGCUGAGGAGGCUGAGCUAGAGGGCAGUGGUGAUGUAAAGAAUCGCAAUCUUUCCCCAGCCAAGUACGCUUCCUUUUUGAGUUCAGACGGGAGCAUUGCAGUUCACGGGGGGGAAAGAAUGGGGCGAGGUAUUGUGACUGAUGGAAUAACCACUCCAGUUGUUAACACAUCUGCUUAUUUCUUCAACAGCACAUCUGAACUAAUUGAUUCCAAAGAGAACAGACGAGCGAGUUUUGAAUACGGGCGAUUGGGAAACCCAACCACUGCAGUUGCGGAAGAGAAGCUGAGCGCGCUGGAAGGGGCAGAAUCGACAUUGUUAGUGUCCUCUGGAAUGGCUGCCAGUACCUUAAUGAUUAUGGCAUUGGUCCCUGCCGGUGGGCAUAUUGUCACCACCACCGAUUGCUAUGUGCAGAUUAGGAUCUUCAUCAAGACAAUACUUCCUAAAAUGGGCAUCACCGCCACUGUAAUUGACCCUGCUGAUAUGGAAGGUUUGGAGUCUGCAUUGAAUAGACACAAAGUGAGCCUUUAUUUCUCAGAGUCUCCAUCAAACCCAUUGCUAAGAUGUGUUGACAUUGAGGCUGUUUCCAAGCUUUGCCACGAAAAGGGCGCAUUGGUUUGUAUAGACGGAACAUUGUCCACUCCCAUCAACCAAAAGGCCUUAGCUCUCGGGGCUGACCUCGUCCUGCAAUCCGCCACCAAAUACCUCGGCGGGCAUAAUGAUGUUCUGGCUGGAUGCAUCAGUGGACCUAAAAAGUUGAUUUGCCUAAUUCAUGACCUGCAUAUAACAAUGGGUGGUGUUCUUGACCCAAAUGCCGCCUAUCUUAUCAUUAGAGGGAUGAAAACGCUGCACCUUCGAGUUCAGCAACAAAACGCAACGGCAUUGAAGAUGGCUGAAAUUUUGGAGGCCCAUCCAAAGGUGAGGCGUGUGCAUUACCCGGGGCUGCCAAGUCAUCCAGAUCAUCAUAUUGUCAAGAGACAGAUGAGUGGCUUUGGCGGUGUGGUCAGUUUUGAGAUUGAUGGAGACCUGAAGAGAACUGCAAAAUUUGUGGAUGCUCUGAAGAUUGCAUACAAUGCCCCAUCGUUUGGUGGCGUUGAGAGCAUUGUGGACCAGCCUGCUAUUAUGACUUAUUGGGAUCUUACCCCGUCAGAAAGGGCCAAACUCGGGAUAAUGGACAGCUUGGUUAGGUUCAGCUUUGGGGUGGAGGGCUUUGAAGACUUGAAGGCUGACGUUCUUCAGGCCCUAGAGACCAUAUAGCCAAACGCGGCAUAUAUAUAUGUCUGGAGUCUAAACACUGCACGCUUUCGCUCCCUCUUCGUGCUAUUCUAGCUGGUGUGGUUGUUUCGUUUCUUUUUUAAAAAUUGUUAUACUUCAAUAAAUUGUCCAGUUGCGCGACAUGACAUAUGCACAAUUGAAGCUUAGAGAUGGUGGCAUGUCAAUCUCAUCUCUUUCUAAGAGUUUGAUUCGUACGUAGACCGUGUGUUUGGUCUAUGUCGAGUCAGAAUAAUACUGGUACAUGUUUUUUGUAACAGCAGAAAUGCAAUAGCUUUCAAUGCAUAUUGCUUCAAGCUUCAAAAGCU